Messenger RNA from Dendroctonus ponderosae (mountain pine beetle), 3979 nucleotides. RefSeq lists its product as uncharacterized. NCBI's taxonomy places the organism in Eukaryota, Metazoa, Arthropoda, Insecta, Coleoptera, Curculionidae. The transcript has 15 exons. Bases 137 to 2761 code for a protein of 874 amino acids. The record is from RefSeq and is a predicted model, not a curated record.
CUGCCCAUGUUCCUCAAGCAUUUCAGUGUGUAGUUAGUCUUCGUACUGUGCUGUAUUUUAUUGUUUGUGUGAACCAAUUAAAGUCUAGUAUUUUAUAAUUGUUUGUCGGUAAUUUAACUGUAUUGAUCAAUUCGAAAUGUCGGGAACAAAUAGCAGGGAAGACCAGGAUAAUUCACCGAGUAUGCCGAUCAUGGCCGGUGGGGUAAGCACUAGUCAAGAGGGUGCUGCAACGGGGAGUCCAGAGGAGAAUCCAGGCUCGUCUAAUAGAGGGCCAGCGAUAUUGGAAAGUCCACAGGGACAGGACGGUGCCAAAGCUGGUCCGUCCACACGGCCAGAUUCGCCGGAUGCAAUUCAGCCAGCUCCAGACUCAUCUGCAAGCAAGUCUUCCUCCUUGAUCAGUAUCCAGGACGCUCCUUUUCUCAGCAACUCCGUCGGACAACGGGUGUGGAAUGUGUGGGAGUCCGGAUUGAAACGAGUGGGACUGUCCUCUUGUAUGUUGCAUCGAUGCAUGCGUUUCAAUGUAAUAUGCACCGUAUGCGAAGAAAAACGACUCGCAGAAGAACGAGCCAAAGCGGCCGAGCAAAAGGAAGUUGCGCCUGUAGAUUUGGCAGCAAAAGCCGCUGAAGGACAACCAGAGAGCGUCAACGUCAGGUUUUACUUCGCUCGUCGCCUUGAUCUGGAAAUUGAGAAGUCCUAUCCAUUGACUAUCAAUCGAGGAAUGACUGCUUAUCAAGUGAUUAAAGCUUUGGCUGGCGUUACUUCUGCACCCGACGGUUUCUCAUACUCUUUGGCUGAGCACUGGAUAGGCUAUGAAGCACAUCGUUAUCUUGAUGACUGCGAGUCGAUGUAUAUCAACGAGUGGGAGCAUGUGGCCUCCAAACAAUCAUUCAGAUAUGUGUUUCAGAAAAAUGAGGAAAAGUUCGACUAUACCCGGCACAGAAAACUGUACUUUAUCACACCGGAAAAGGCCAGGGAGAAGUUUGCCACCUCUUCGAACGUUGAUCCAGAUUUAAUCCAGGUUCGACAUGAAUUUUUCCAACACUCAACGGGCAUAUUUCACACUGCGCGUAAAGAUUCCAGGAAAAAAAAGGUUCUGAAAUACUUUCGUUCUCUGGGCCGUUCGACCAGUAGUGACUCUGAAGAACGUUCAGCGCGCGAUGCUUCUAAAACCCUUUUGGACAGGGAUGACUCAGCUCCAGAGCCAGAGAUACCUAAAGGGGAUAAAGCGAAUCCGAUCUACUGCAGUACCGUCUAUGUAAAGGAGACCAUGCCUGAUUGCAGAAUCGAUGAACUCCGACGAUGGUCUGAAAAAAUUAAGAAAUCCAAAUGGCCAAAGAAGUACUUACUGCUGCGUAACAAGACUUUAUAUUUCGUGAAGGACCACUCUCAUAUGAUGAAGUACUACCUGAUGGAGAACGAGCAAUUCGCACUUGUGGCUAAAAAGAAACUCGCUCAAAAGGAAAGUCGCACAUUGCAAGUGGUUGGGUAUGCGUGCCAAUUCGAUGCAUACAUUGGUUCAACUGCCCGAGAAUUCUACAAUUCUCCUUUGGGGGGCUGCAUCUAUCUACGAAGAUAUUUUGGGGCCGCACAGAAUCACAUCUUGAUGUUUUGCCCGAAGACACUGAAAGCGGAUUCUCCAAUUUCUAUCCAACUAACAGCCAUGGCCCGAAAUCUCUGGUUGACUGCCAUCAGAUUCGCCAAGUAUGGACCGAAGAUUAUCCAAGACUUCUUGACGUACCGAGCAGAACGUAUGCAGUACGACGUGCUGUUAACCUGCCAAGCCGACCAGCCGACAAAAGUCCCAAUGGAUUUCUCCAGCGGAGUAGGAAGGCUAGUUGCCCUCAAUGAGUCCCAGGAAGAGGACACAAGUCCGAGAGUUUUGAGGUUUGAGCAGUACGAGCAAAUCCCGCGAGAGGCGUUUGCCAACGGAGUGCACUCUACUCAACAAUACUAUCAUGGAAGCCUGAGUCGACAAGCUGCGCAAGCAAAACUCCUAGCAGCUGGGACCAAUGGGUCAUGGUUGCUUCGCAACAGCAACUCCCGGGAUAAUACCCUGAUCAUCUCCUAUAUAUUCGAGGGCCGGUUUUACCAUAAGAACAUCUCAGCUGCUCCCUACGUCGACCAAUCGAGCCAAUCGGGCAGAGAUCGCAUUUACGUUGCCACCCUCGACCACAUACUGGCUUUCUACGAUGUUCACAGUCUCUUAGAGUUCUACAGACUCAAUACUGGGGAGGAGUUGGCGUGCAUGCUCGGUACAAGUGUGAAGAAUCCAAACCAGCCCAAUAGCAGCCCGGCCAGAUCCCAGGUACCCGUUAGGAGAGAUGAUGACACGCGUGUGGGCACGCAGAGGCCGUUUACAAGGUCCCAACAGAUGUUGGCUGACCAAUUUUCUGAAACUCCUAAACUUGCGGGAACAAGCGUUCAACUUCCGGGAACAAGCGCUCAAGUUCCGGGAACAAGCACUCAACUUCCGGGAACAAGCACUCAACUUCCUGGAACAAGCACUCAACUUCCGGGAACAAGCACUCAACUUCCGGGAACAAGCAUUCAUCUUCCGGGAACAAGCACUCAACUUCCGGGCACAAGCGUUCAAUUUACGGGAACAAGCGUUCAACUUCCGGGAACAAGCACUGGAGGAUCUGCCGAUUUGGUUUCAUCGCCAGAAGAGAGAGCUGCUUCAAGUGACGAAGUCAGCACUGAUGCAGCAGCAGAAUCGCUUAAUUUAGAUCCAGUCGAGGAACCGUUGCCGGAAGCCAAUUAGCUUGUCCACCGUAAGUUGCGUAGUUAGGCCAUGUUUUGAGUGGCUCUCCUUCGAAUGUUGUCACUAAAUUGGGCAAAACUGCCAAGAAAUCCGCUAAUUUUGCCAACGUGAUAUUGCUUUGUGAUAAGUGUUCUACUCUAUGUGAUCCCGCUUUGAAUAGGAACGGUUGAAGCCAAAGACACGAGGAAGUCGCUUAAAAUGUGGCCUAACAAUGCCGGAGUUUUUGCGAACAGGUUCAUUUAAGCGAAAAUUGCUUCCUCCAGUAUAAACGAAUUUAUUAUUUGUAGGUUUCCCAGGCGCAUUAUAUUCAUAAAUUAUUAUUAUUAUUCUUAUUAUUAGGGGGGGUGUUUGAAUAGUUUAUUGGAGACCAAACCCCCGUAAUGGUCUCAGGAUUGCAUCCCGAUGCGACAUUCGAAUUGUAUUAAUUAUCCAAUUUAACUCUUUUAACUUUAAGGACUUUGUGAUCGAUCGGAAAUGUUUGCAUGUGUAGGCGUGGUGUGUUUCUUUCAGUAUUAAUAUGAUUUCAAUGUACAGGGUGAACUAGAAUAGGAUUAGCAACUAGAGCAGGUCGAAUAUCCGACUAAAGCGCUGGGUGUUGGUUUCCGGAUGAUUCGUUUACUCGAAAUAUUUACCAAAUGUCCAAAAAACAUUAUCACACCUUUUCAAUACACUUAGGCUAAGUUUAUGUAAUCUACGAUAGGCAAUCAGCAAAUAUUAGAAGCAAUACUUAACACAUUUUGCGAGGUUUGAGUAAUAGGAGAUAAAUAGGCGCGAUUUAGUAGCCGUCGUUACUCAUUCCUCCCCGAAAAUUCCCUAUAUGAGUAGCAUGUGAUAUUUUACUUUUAAGAAUAGUAUUUUCAGCUAAAUAGCGUCGUAGUACAAAAUCAGUACAGUGAUAGAUACGUGUGUUUAAUUCUUCGGUGUUUUCUAUAUGAAAUUGUUAAGGGAGAAAUGGGACUGUUUGCAACAGCUUCUUAAACUGGACGCUCUAAAGCCGUUCAUUUUCCUACAUCUGCAUAACGCAUAUUUUUGUAAACGUUUUUCUACGUCAAUCCGUGCGAUUGGACCCGAAUGAAACGAAAAUCUGUGAAAUUCUCUACCCGUUUUCCACGCGGUAAUUUUGCAUGCAUUUCAACGCUUUACUCAAAUAUGCUUCUUUUACAUUUCGGGGCUUUUUGAAAUUUUACAUCAACCAAACAGCGGGAAAACAAAACAAAA